Stylonychia lemnae is the source of this 759-nucleotide messenger RNA. NCBI's taxonomy places the organism in Eukaryota, Ciliophora, Spirotrichea, Sporadotrichida, Oxytrichidae. The record is from the annotation of a GenBank genome assembly.
AUGUAAAAGCAAUAAUAACGAAGCAAAGCUCUAAAUUUCAAAGUUAUUAUAGUUGGAGACUAGUCAGUCGGCAAGACUCACAUAAUCCACUAAUAUGUGCAAGGAUAAGUACCAGCAGAUAGUUAAGCCACUAUUGGAGUAGAUUUUUAGGUGAAAACUGUGAUAUUCCCUAAAAGGAAUGAAACCAUAAAACUGAAUAUAUUCGAUACUGCUGGGGAAGAGAAGUAUCAUGCUGUUACGGCUUGCCACUAUCGAAAAGCAAAGGGAGCUGUUAUAGUAUAUGAUGUAUCAAAUAGGAAAAGUUUUGAAAAUGUAGAAAAAUGGUUGAAAGAUGUGACCUAGCUAGCAGAUCAUGAUUGUUCGAUAUUGAUUAUUGGAAAUAAAAAUGAUGUGGACUUGAGGAAAGUGGAGACGCCAUCUUAGUCCAGACCUGGAAGUAGGUAGUAAAAGGUAGACCCUAAUCUUCCAAGGCGCCAGGUGAGCACACUUGAAGGUAUUGAAUUUGCAAAGUAACAUUAGGUAUCCUUCUUUGAAGUAUCAGCAUUUAUGCACGAAUCAAUAUCAAAAGCAUUCAACACACUUGCAGAACAGAUCCUGAAUUAGUUUCAGUUAGAACAGAUAUAAAGAGACUUAAGUAGUGUUGAUACAAAUAGAGGAAGGAAUGGCAGUAUUACUCUAAAAAGAGGCAGAUUUGAGUGUUGUGUAUCAAGUGGUCGAGAUGGUUAUGAAUAACAGAGUGCUGGAGGCUGCUGCUCAUGA